AUGGGAUUCAGGAUAUCUAAUCUUACGGGCGAUCCAUUUGCCAUGGCCACCAUUUCAUUUGGGUUGAUGGCAUGGAUAGUAUCACUUGGAGGUGCAGCUGCAUCUUUACAAAACGAAUUUCCUCAUUUCACAUGGUGGGGUAUUGCUUAUCAAAUUGUCAUAAUUUUCAUCAUAUUCUUGUUGUAUGCUAAUAACAAUAUUGAACUUUAUAAAUUCACUUUGGUGGGUUUAGUCAGUAUUGCAUUUAUUUACAGUACAAACUCAACCAAUAAUUUGAUUUAUAAUUCAGAUUCAUCAGGUAAUUUGUGUUGUGCUGCAGGUUGUAUCUUGCUGAGUAUUUUGAAUUUGAUUUGGAUAUUAUAUUUUGGGGGACAUCCGGAAUCACCUACAAAUCAAUUUAUUGAUAGUUUUAGCUACAGAAACCAUGCUCAUGAGCAAUUGGGUCGUUCACCAGCUCUUAAGAAUGAAUCGUAUGAAGAUGAUCUUGGACAAACUCAAGAAUUCAAAAGAUUUGGUUCGAGCACCAAUUUACCAUCAACUACUUCCAGGCGUUUGUCUAAUCAAGGCUCUACCCAUAUGCUCAGUGAGAAUAACAAUAGGUUAUCAUCACAACCAACUAGUGGUUCUUUGCGCCCGCAUCAAGCAAUGAGCUCUGCUGCUCUUGCACCAAACCAAGUCGGUACAUACAACAGUAGCAAUGGAACUCGUGACUUGCUUAGUACCAAACCAACACCCUACUAUAAUGACUCGUCCACUGGUACAGGUACCGGAACUGGAACGGGAACUGGAACGGGAACGGGAACUGGUACUGGAACGGGAACGGGAACUGGUACUGGAACUGGUACAGGAACAGGAACAGGAAUCACAUUUAGAUACAAGGCAAAGGCAUUGUACAGCUAUGAUGCCAAUCCAGAUGAUAUCAAUGAGAUUAGUUUUGUUAAAGACGAGAUUUUAGAGGUUGACGAUAUAGACGGUAAGUGGUGGCAGGCAAGAAGAGUCAAUGGACAAGUUGGUAUUUGUCCAUCGAACUAUGUCAAGUUGAUUGACACUUGA
Molecule: messenger RNA, 1053 nt
Organism: Lodderomyces orthopsilosis Co 90-125
Lineage: Eukaryota; Fungi; Ascomycota; Pichiomycetes; Serinales; Debaryomycetaceae
Gene: SSU81
Product: osmosensor
Exons: 1
Coding region: 1-1053 (350 amino acids)
Biological process (GO): regulation of actin filament polymerization
Molecular function (GO): protein binding
Source: RefSeq, a predicted model, not a curated record